CUGGUACCAACUAAAACACUACAAAAAACGUUGUGGUAUUAUUUAAUUUGAAUGUUUCUAAUGUAUGUGUAUUUCUUGGUUCCUGUCAUAAGUAAUGUAAUUUUCAAAUAGUAAGUAAAUAUUGUGUACUCCCCUGUCUUUAAUGAUUGAUGCAAAUGUCAACAUACUUCUCAGUUGCAGUCCUAGUCCUGACAGCCCCUUUACAUGAUGACAAUCACUGGAUCUCUUCAUAGGGCUUCUAUCCUUUGGAGGUUUUAGAUGUGAUAUUUUUUUUUGUUAGAAUUGUGAUGCCAUUUUAAUAGCCGCACUCAGACUGGUUGAAUUUAAAAGCAUUUGACCUACUUUGUGGACACAAUAUGAUCUUCACUUCUGCUGGAAAACGGCAUUUGGUUUAUUUGUCAUUAGGUCUACUGAGUCUAUCACUGCUUACAGAAUGUGAUAAAGUCAAGCUGGUCGGUCCUUCACGUUGCUCGGGUCGAGUGGAGGUCUACCACUCUGAUAGUUGGGGAACGGUGUGUGACGAUCAGUGGAGCACUGCCAACGCUGAGGUGGUGUGCAGAGAGUUAGACUGCGGGACAGUUCUUGAGGCCAAGAAAGGGGCUUUUUUUGGAGAAGGAGAAGAAGAAAUCUGGCUGGAUGAUGUGCAGUGUACUGGUCAUGAGUCGUCUCUCCUCAAGUGUGAACACAGACCAUUUGGACAGAAUAACUGCGGCCAUGGAGAAGAUGCUGGAGUUGUCUGUUCGGAACACGUGAGGGCGGUCAACGGAAGCAAUCGUUGCAAUGGCAGAUUGGAAGUCUACCAUGAGGGCCAUUGGAAACGAAUAUGCAGCAGUGACUGGGGCAAGGCAGAAGCUGACAUGGUGUGCAAAGAGAUUAACUGUGGCAUCGCUGUCACUCCGACUGAUGAUCUACAUUUUGGGGAGGCGCGUGACACAGUGGGAAUCAAGACCUCCUGUUUUGGAAAUGAGAGCUCGAUCUCACAGUGCAAGUUUCAUGAAUUCCAGGAAAGCUGUGUUGAUGUUACGAUUUUCUGUUCAAGCAGUAAACCACUUCGGCUGAUGAACGGGACUAAUCGAUGCAAUGGCCGAGUGGAACUCUUCCACGAUGGACAGUGGGGAACAGUUUGUGAUGACAGAUGGGGCAUGCAGGAAGCAGCUGUCGUGUGCCGCGAGAUGAACUGUGGGAAUGCUCUCUCAGCCAAGCACAAUGCCUUCUUCGGCAGAGGUCAGGAUCAGGUUUGGUUGGACGAUGUUGAGUGUUCUGGUCAGGAGAAAUCCCUUGCUGACUGCCCGCACAGAGGUUUGGGAGAACACGACUGUAGCCACAGUGAAGAUGCUGGUGUUGUAUGCUCAGCCUCAGUCAGAUUGUACAACGGGACAAACCGCUGCUCUGGCAGAGUGGAGGUCUCCCAGGGUGGCCAAUGGGGGAAAAUUUGUAACAAUAACUGGGGCCAUCAAGAGUCUGAGAGGCUGUGCAAGGAACUCGGCUGCGGACCUCCAAAAAAUUCUCACGAAAGCUUCCAUUUUGGUGAUGCCAGACUGAAAGGGUAUAGGACCACAUGUGCCAGAAAUGUGAGCUCCAUCUCUGACUGCACAUUUCAAGAAAUCACAGGGACAUGUGAAGGUGUUUCUCUUUCAUGUACAGAUAUUCCACCGAUAAGGCUUGUCAAUGGCACUGACCGAUGCUCUGGCAGAGUGGAGGUUAUGAAUGAUGGCCAGUGGGGAACAGUGUGUGAUGAUGAGUGGGACCUCAGAGAUGCAGAGGUGGUGUGCAGAGUCAUUGGCUGUGGAAAAGCUCAGAUGGCCAAAACGAGUGCCUUCUUUGGUCCAGGCCAGGGAGACAUCUGGCUGGAUGAUGUCGGCUGCUUCGGGUACGAGACGUCCCUCAUGCACUGCAGACAUCUAACCCCCGGGGAAAAUAACUGUGGUCAUGAAGAAGAUGCUGGUGUGGUGUGCUCAGCUAUUAGACUCAUUAAUGGGACUGACCAGUGCUCAGGCAGGGUGGAGAUCUCCCAGGGUGGCUACCUGUCACCAGCGUUUAACUUUAACUGGGGAAUGAAUGAAGCUACAGUGGUGUGCAGAGAGAUGAACUGUGGAAAUCCGGUCAAGUUCAACGUAUCAUAUGGUCAAGGUGGAGCUCAGAGAGGGUAUAAGGUCAGUUGUAGUGGCAGAGAGAGCUCUCUGUCACAGUGCACACUGACAGAAUAUGUCCAGACCAGCAAUGAUCGUAUUGAAGAGGCAGCUGUCGAAUGUUCAGGUAACGUGAGGUUGUCUGGUGGGCACAGUCAUUGUGUUGGAAGAGUAGAGUACUAUGACAAAGGCCAGUGGGGGACUGUGUGCGGUGAAUCCUGGGAUGUAAAUGAUGCAGCGGUGGUGUGCAGACAGCUGGACUGUGGGAAGAGUCAUAAGAUUACCACCAUCACUGAGUACAGCAGUGACACAGGACAGACCUGGACUGAUCAAAUUGAAUGCAAUGGAUUGGAGUCCACACUGGCUCAGUGCCCACGAAGUCCUCUCAGAGACGGAACUUGCAACACCACCUCGGUUGCUGGUGUCGUCUGCACAGGAAGUUUAGAUGUCCAGUUGGUCAACGGUAUGGAUCAGUGCUCUGGCAGGGUAGAGGUCCGUCAUGGUGAAGUGUGGCAAACAGUUUGUGACACAGACUGGACUCUGAGUAAAGCUCAGGUGGUGUGUGACCUGCUAGAAUGUGGAACUGCACUGAACGCUUCCGGUGCUGCCCAUUUUGGCCAAGGCAGUGGAUCAGUGGUGGAGGCCAGUGAGUCAUGCUUUGGCAACACAACAUUUCUUCAGCAAUGCUCAGCCAACGGUUUCCAAAGCUCAAGCUGUGGGCAUGACCAUGAUGCAGGUGUCCAAUGUGCAGCACGGCUCCGGUUGGCCAGCGGCUCAAGUCAGUGCUCUGGCAGAGUGGAGAUCCUCUAUAAAGGCCAGUGGGGAACUGUGUGUGAUGAUGAAUGGGAAAUGGCCGAUGCUGAUGUUGUAUGUAGACAGCUUGGCUGUGGUCACGCAGUUUCUGCUCCUACAAGUGCCCACUUUGGUAGAGGCAGUGGUCCAAUAUGGCUGGAUGAUGUGGAGUGUACUGGCCAAGAGUCUGCUCUCUCACACUGUAAUCACAACAGAUUUGGACAAAAUAACUGCGGGCACGGUGAAGACGCUGGUGUUGUAUGCUCAGCCAUUAGACUCAUUAAUGGGACUGACCAGUGCUCAGGCAGGGUGGAGAUCUCCCAGGGUGGCUACCUGUCACCAGCGUUUAACUUUAACUGGGGAAUGAAUGAAGCUACAGUGGUGUGCAGAGAGAUGAACUGUGGAGAUCCUGUCAAGUUUAACGUAUCAUAUGGUCAAGGCGGAGCUCAGAGAGGGUAUAAGGUCAGUUGUAGUGGCAGAGAGAGCUCUCUGUCACAGUGCACACUGACAGAAUAUGUCCAGACCAGCAACGAUCGUGUUGAAGAGGCAGCUGUCCAAUGUUCAGGUAACGUGAGGUUGUCUGGUGGGCACAGUCGUUGCGUUGGAAGAGUGGAGUACUAUGACAAAGGCCAGUGGGGGACUGUGUGCGGUGAAUCCUGGGAUAUGAAUGAUGCAACGGUGGUGUGCAGACAGCUGGACUGUGGGAAGAGUCAUAAGAUUACCACCAUCGCUGAGUACGGCAGCGGCACAGGACAGACCUGGACUGAUCAAAUUGAAUGCAAUGGAUUGGAGUCCACACUGGCUCAGUGCCCACAAAGUCCUCUCAGAGACGGAACUUGCAACACCACCUCGGUUGCUGGUGUUGUGUGCUCAGGAAGUUUGGAAGUCCGACUGGUCAACAGUAGGGAUCAGUGCUCUGGCAGGGUAGAGGUCCGUCAUGGUGACAUGUGGCAAACAGUGUGUGACACAGACUGGACUCUGAGUAAAGCUCAGGUGGUGUGUGACCUGCUAGAAUGUGGAACUGCACUGAACGCUCCAGGUGCUGCCCAUUUUGGCCAAGGCAGUGGAUCAGUGGUGGAGGCCAGUGAGUCAUGCUUUGGCAACACGACAUUUCUUCAGCAAUGCUCAGCCAAUGGUUUCCAAAGCUCAAGCUGUGGGCAUGACCAUGAUGCAGGUGUCCAAUGUGCAGAUACAGCACAGAUCCGGUUGGCCAGCGGCUCAAGUCAGUGCUCUGGUAGAGUGGAGAUCCUCUAUAAAGGCCAGUGGGGAACUGUGUGUGACGAUGAAUGGGAAAUGGCCGAUGCUGAUGUUGUAUGUAGACAGCUUGGCUGUGGUCACGCAGUUUCUGCUCCUACAAGUGCCCACUUUGGUAGUGGCAGUGGUCCAAUAUGGCUGGAUGAUGUGGAGUGUACAGGCCAAGAGUCUGCUCUCUCACACUGUAAUCACAACAGAUUUGGACAAAAUAACUGCGGGCACGAUGAAGACGCUGGUGUUGUAUGCUCAGCCAUUAGACUCAUUAAUGGGACUGACCAGUGCUCAGGCAGGGUGGAGUUUUCCCACAGUAACCACUGGUCAACAGCAUUUAACGUGAACUGGGGAAUGAAUGAAGCUACAGUGGUGUGCAGAGAGAUGAACUGUGGAGAUCCUGUCAAGUUCAACGUAUCAUAUGGUCAAGGCGGAGCUCAGAGAGGGUAUAAGGUCAGUUGUAGUGGCAGAGAGAGCUCUCUGUCACAGUGCACACUGACAGAAUAUGUCCAGACCAGCAACGAUCGUGUUGACGAGGCAGCUGUCCAAUGUUCAGGUAACGUGAGGUUGUCUGGUGGGCACAGUCGUUGUGUUGGAAGAGUGGAGUACUAUGACAAAGGCCAGUGGGGGACUGUGUGCGGUGAAUCCUGGGAUAUGAAUGAUGCAGCGGUGGUGUGCAGACAGCUGGACUGUGGGAAGAGUCAUAAGAUUACCACCAUCGCUGAGUACGGCAGCGGCACAGGACAGACCUGGACUGAUCGAAAUGAAUGCAAUGGAUUGGAGUCCACACUGGCUCAGUGCCCACGAAGUCCUCUCAGAGACGGAACUUGCAGCACCACCUCAGUUGCUGGUGUCGUCUGCACAGGAAGUUUGGAAGUCCGGCUGGUCAACAGUAGGGAUCAGUGCUCUGGCAGGGUAGAGGUCCGUCAUGGCGACGUGUGGCAAACAGUUUGUGACACAGACUGGACUCUGAGUAAAGCUCAGGUGGUGUGUGACCAACUAGAAUGUGGAACUGCACUGAACGCUCCAGGUGCUGCCCAUUUUGGCCAAGGCAGUGGAUCAGUGGUGGAGGCCAGUGAGUCAUGCUUUGGCAACACGACAUUUCUUCAGCAAUGCUCAGCCAACGGUUUCCAAAGCUCAAGCUGUGGGCAUGACCAUGAUGCAGGUGUCCAAUGUGCAGCACAGAUCCGGUUGGCCAGCAGCUCAAGUCAGUGCUCUGGCAGAGUGGAGAUCCUCUAUAAAGGCCAGUGGGGAACUGUGUGUGAUGAUGAAUGGGAAAUGGCCGAUGCUGAUGUUGUAUGUAGACAGCUUGGCUGCGGUCACGCAGUUUCUGCUCCUAGAAGUGCCCACUUUGGUAGUGGCAGUGGUCCAAUAUGGCUGGAUGAUGUGGAGUGUACAGGCCAAGAGUCUGCUCUCUCACACUGUAAUCACAACAGAUUCGGACAAAAUAACUGCGGGCACGGUGAAGACGCUGGUGUUGUAUGCUCAGGAAGUUUGGAAGUCCGGCUGGUCAACGGUAGGGAUCAGUGCUCUGGCAGGGUAGAGGUCCGUCAUGGUGACAUCUGGCAAACAGUUUGUGACACAGACUGGACUCUGAGUAAAGCUCAGGUGGUGUGUGACCUGCUAGAAUGUGGAACUGCACUGAACGCUCCAGGUGCUGCCCAUUUUGGCCAAGGCAGUGGAUCAGUGGUGGAGGCCAGUGAGUCAUGCUUUGGCAACACGACAUUUCUUCAGCAAUGCUCAGCCAACGGUUUCCAAAGCUCAAGCUGUGGGCAUGACCAUGAUGCAGGUGUCCAAUGUGCAGCACAGAUCCGGUUGGCCAGCGGCUCAAGUCAGUGCUCUGGCAGAGUGGAGGUCUUCUAUAAAGGCCAGUGGGGAACUGUGUGUGACGAUGAAUGGGAAAUGGCCGAUGCCGAUGUUGUAUGUAGACAGCUUGGCUGUGGUCACGCAGUUUCUGCUCCUACAAGUGCCCACUUUGGUAGUGGCAGUGGUCCAAUAUGGCUGGAUGAUGUGGAGUGUACAGGCCAAGAGUCUGCUCUCUCACACUGUAAUCACAACAGAUUCGGACAAAAUAACUGCGGGCACGGUGAAGACGCUGGUGUUGUAUGCUCAGCCAUUAGACUCAUUAAUGGGACUGACCAGUGCUCAGGCAGGGUGGAGAUCUCCCAGGGUGGCUACCUGUCACCAGUGUUUAACAUGAACUGGGGAAUGAAUGAAGCUACAGUGUUGUGCAGAGAGAUGAACUGUGGAGAUCCUGUCAAGUUCAACGUUUCAUAUGGUCAAGGCGGAGCUCAGAGAGGGUAUAAGGUCAUUUGUAGUGGCAGAGAGAGCUCUCUGUCACAGUGCACACUGACAGAAUAUGUCCAGACCAGCAACGAUCGUGUUGACGAGGCAGCUGUCCAAUGUUCAGGUAACGUGAGGUUGUCUGGUGGGCACAGUCGUUGUGUUGGAAGAGUGGAGUACUAUGACAAAGGCCAGUGGGGGACUGUGUGCGGUGAAUCCUGGGAUAUGAAUGAUGCAGCAGUGGUGUGCAGACAGCUGGACUGUGGGAUAAGUCAUAAGAUUACCACCAUCGCUGAGUACGGCAGCGGCACAGGACAGACCUGGACUGAUCAAAUUGAAUGCAAUGGGUUGGAGUCCACACUGGCUCAGUGCCCACAAAGUCCUCUCAGAGACGGAACUUGCAGCACCACCUCAGUUGCUGGUGUCGUCUGCACAGGAAGUUUAGAUGUCCAGUUGGUCAACGGUAGGGAUCAGUGCUCUGGCAGGGUAGAGGUCCGUCAUGGCGACGUGUGGCAAACAGUUUGUGACACAGACUGGACUCUGAGUAAAGCUCAGGUGGUGUGUGACCAGCUAGAAUGUGGAACUGCACUGAACGCUUCCGGUGCUGCCCAUUUUGGCCAAGGCAGUGGAUCAGUGGUGGAGGCCAGUGAGUCAUGCUUUGGCAACACGACAUUUCUUCAGCAAUGCUCAGCCAACGGUUUCCAAAGCUCAAGCUGUGGGCAUGACCAUGAUGCAGGUGUCCAAUGUGCAGCACAGAUCCGGUUGGCCAGCGGCUCAAGUCAGUGCUCUGGUAGAGUGGAGAUCCUCUAUAAAGGCCAGUGGGGAACUGUGUGUGACGAUGAAUGGGAAAUGGCCGAUGCUGAUGUUGUAUGUAGACAGCUUGGCUGCGGUCACGCAGCUUCUGCUCCUAGAAGUGCCCACUUUGGUAGUGGCAGUGGUCCAAUAUGGCUGGAUGAUGUGGAGUGUACAGGCCAAGAGUCUGCUCUCUCACACUGUAAUCACAACAGAUUUGGAGAAAAUAACUGCGGGCACGGUGAAGACGCUGGUGUUGUAUGCUCAGCCAUUAGACUCAUUAAUGGGACUGACCAGUGCUCAGGCAGGGUGGAGAUCUCCCAGGGUGGCUACCUGUCACCAGCGCUUAACUUUAACUGGGGAAUGAAUGAAGCUACAGUGUUGUGCAGAGAGAUGAACUGUGGAGAUCCUGUCAAGUUCAACGUAUCAUAUGGUCAAGGCGGAGCUCAGAGAGGGUAUAAGGUCAGUUGUAGUGGCAGAGAGAGCUCUCUGUCACAGUGCACACUGACAGAAUAUGUCCAGACCAGCAACGAUCGUGUUGACGAGGCAGCUGUCCAAUGUUCAGGUAACGUGAGGUUGUCUGGUGGGCACAGUCGUUGUGCUGGAAGAGUGGAGUACUAUGACAAAGGCCAGUGGGGGACUGUGUGCGGUGAAUCCUGGGAUAUGAAUGAUGCAGCAGUGGUGUGCAGACAGCUGGACUGUGGGAUAAGUCAUAAGAUUACCACCAUCGCUGAGUACGGCAGCGGCACAGGACAGAUCUGGACUGAUCAAAUUGAAUGCAAUGGAUUGGAGUCCACACUGGCUCAGUGCCCACGAAGUCCUCUCAGAGACGGAACUUGCAACACCACCUCAGUUGCUGGUGUCGUCUGCACAGGAAGUUUAGAUGUCCAGUUGGUCAACAGUAAGGAUGAGUGCUCUGGCAGGGUAGAGGUCCGUCAUGGCGACGUGUGGCAAACAGUUUGUGACACAGACUGGACUCUGAGUAAAGCUCAGGUGGUGUGUGACCAGCUAGAAUGUGGAACUGCACUGAACGCUUCCGGCGCUGCCCAUUUUGGCCAAGGCAGUGGAUCAGUGGUGGAGGCCAGUGAGUCAUGCUUUGGCAGCACAACAUUUCUUCAGCAAUGCUCAGCCAACGGUUUCCAAAGCUCAAGCUGUGGGCAUGACCAUGAUGCAGGUGUCCAAUGUGCAGCACAGAUCCGGUUGGCCAGCGGCUCAAGUCAGUGCUCUGGCAGAGUGGAGAUCCUCUAUAAAGGCCAGUGGGGAACUGUGUGUGAUGAUGAAUGGGAAAUGGCCAAUGCUGAUGUUGUAUGUAGACAGCUUGGCUGUGGUCACGCAGUUUCUGCUCCAACAAAUGCCCACUUUGGUAGAGGCAGUGGUCCAAUAUGGCUGGAUAACGUGGCGUGUACAGGCCAAGAGUCUGCUCUCUCACACUGUAAUCACAACAGAUUCGGAGAAAAUAACUGCGGGCACGGUGAAGACGCUGGUGUUAUUUGUUUAGGUACUCUAGAGAAGCCUCAAAUCACCUUCAGUCCGGCUGCAGAUGUAAAAUGGGGUGACAGAGUUGAAAUCACCUGCACUGUUGGAUCAGAACACCUGGGUGGGACAUUCAUCCUGAGAAAGAUGGGAGGAAAUUUUCAAAUGGAAAAAUACUCCUCACACGAAGCUGCAACCUUUGUCUUCCCUUCAGUGGAAUUCAGCCAACAGGGGUCAUACUACUGUGAAUAUCAGAAGAAGCUGCCCAAUCAAGUCAUCUAUUAUCCUCAAGGAAAUGUAGCUGAACUCUCCAUCACAGUGAAAAUGGAUACACCCAGAAUCUCCAUGACAUCUCCUCAUGUAAUCUACAGCCCGGACAAAAUAUCGGUCAACGAAGGCAGCAGCUUGUCUGUCACCUGCUCUUCUCUUUCCACACAUUCUGGAGGUUACUUCUAUCUGAGAAAGUCCAAUAUGACCGUCACAGACGCAAAACCUGCAUUUAGCCACUCUAUCUUCCACCUGGCGACCUUUGACUUCCCUUCAGUACAGAAUGAGCACCAAGGAGAAUAUAGCUGUGUCUUUUGUCUUAACAUCUCCAGCAUGUCCCUCUGUUCUCUUCCCUCAAAGUCACUACAAGUCAGUGUAAUCGGUGAGACCAAUAUGGAAAAGAAAUAGAUAAUUAAAAAUGAAAUGUAUAUGUACGUAUUACCUGAAACUAUCACUAAGUAAUAUAAAUGAUAAUAAGUCUACACACAAUGUUCUUCAUUAAUGUGUGUAAGAUCAAACGGAUUUGAGUUGGGCAUCUAUUAGUAAAACCGAAAUCUCGCAAGUAUUGUAUAGAAACCUUACAAGAAAUGUGUAAGAUGUAACAUAUGUGAGACAUACGUACAACAACAAAAAAAAUCCCACAAAUUUCAAAUAAAAUUACAUGGAAAAGCACAUAAUGAGAUGAGAUUCAUUCAUUGUGAUAACACCAGAAUUGUAAAGGUGAGCACUUUCUCAACGCCAGGUUUAUAACUCAGUCUUCUCUCUCAACCAGUGAAUUUUCCUAAAAUGAUUACAAUGGGAAAAUUUGUUGUUAUUUAAGAUUGAAUUAGAAAUUAUAUCCAAAGCAAGAGGUAAAAUGACUUUUUUUUAAUGUAUAUGCAGCAAAUAUUCAAAAUCUGCAUGUAUUCGAUAAUAGGCAAAAUAAAAAUAUUAAAAAAGA
Acanthopagrus latus (yellowfin seabream) is the source of this 9921-nucleotide messenger RNA. RefSeq names its product deleted in malignant brain tumors 1 protein-like. The transcript is spliced from 32 exons. Gene Ontology annotation, cellular component: membrane. The record is from RefSeq and is a predicted model, not a curated record. Lineage: Eukaryota; Metazoa; Chordata; Actinopteri; Spariformes; Sparidae. The coding region runs from base 357 to 9389 and encodes 3010 amino acids.